AUGGCUCCGUCAAGCGGGCAACCCCCAUCGGUUGAAGCAACCACCUACCUCAUCAAUCAUGUCGUACUUCCGCCCGCUCUACCUCAAGCUGAUGACUUCCGCCCCUCAAACGAUCGCCAUCUGGUCGAACAAACCCUACAGGCUCUGCAUGACCUGGAGAAUAUCGUGCAAGAAGAUGAGGUCAAGGUAGUCAUUGGUGCAAUUUCGAUGAUCAACAACCUGCUCAGCACCCAAGACUCUCACGGCGUGGUAUCUGAGUCUCGUCUUCAGGCUGUAUUUGCCAAACUCAUUGAUGGACCGAUAGGUGUAGUCGCACCUAUUGAGGUCAAAGCCCAGAACGCUGGGAUUCUUGUUAGUCGGAGUGCUGACUACAUCACCUUCGAGUUCUUCGAACUCUCUCCAACCAACGAGGCAGCCAUGAAGACAAAAGGCCGACUUGUUCGCACCUUCCCAGCAUCAGCAUCUCGAAUCUCCCUCACUACGAUGCGAGAAGAUGGACUUGUAACAUCGCUUGCUCAAACGGUUGCUAAGAUGGCAGUUCAAGCAGUGCAUGGCUUCCGACCUCAGAUAACCGGACCUGGCUACACGCAAGACGACCCGCACGAUACUGCAGACCCGGAUCUAGUUACCGAUUUAUUGCAGACCAUCAUCACUGCCUUGGGUGAGAAAGAAGAUGUAAUCUCCAUCACGAAGAACACUCGCGAUGAAACUUUAUGGAAAGACUGCAAGAGACCAUGGCGACGUUCCGCCUUGUGGCUUUUUGUACGUGUAUCCCUGCAGGCUUUCUUCUCUCGCAACGCACCCAACAAGCGAUCUCCAGACAGCUUGUAUAAAGCUUUCAUGAUAUUGUUUCUGACUCGGCUUUUGGACGACGAGAACUUGAAGGGUCUCGACAGCGACGUCAUCUACACCGUCUCAGCCAAGCUGACUCGCCGUCUACGUAAGUUCGAGGCCCUGCAGCAGUUUGAGUCUCUCCAGCCUCACUGGGCACUUUCCGUUCAUCUUGCCUUAAUCGCGGCGCAUUCUUUCAUACACGAGAAGUGGAAUGCUGCUGUAGAAAGCACAGAGGCCAAUAUUGACUUUACUUUCCUCGAAAAUCUACAGCCGGAAGCUGAUCUCGACAUCAAACUUCCCGACCUCAACGCAUUCGUGUCUGGAAUGGCUGCUCGGCGACGAAGUGCAGCUAAUCCCGGAUUCAAGCCUGCCUCGGAGUUCCCUGACCUCUUGCCCAAUGCGAUCCCAGACGGCAUAAGUGCUUCUAGUGACUACAAGUCGUUUCACUUAGCGGCAUUGGAGGGAUGGAUUGAGCACAAUCUUCAAAAUUGGUUGUCGCUGCAUGAACGCGAUACAACUACUUGCGGAAAACUUCGUCGUUUGAUGACAACUUACCAUUGUGCUGCCAGCGAAGCAUAUGCAGGCAUUCCUAUCAGCACCUCAGUCAUGUACCUGAUUAUCCUUGAGCUUUGGGUAGCCUGCGACAAAUCGGCUUGCAGUAUAUACCCUCUGCUAGCUAAGUUUGAUCCUGAGAUCUGUAUGGCUGAGCUGCAGUGUCUCUUGCUACCUCUGAAAGGACAGAUGGAACGCUUACACGAGAUUGAAAAGCACGUUCACUCACGAAUAUCCGGAUCGACGAAAAAGUCACCAUCCUUGUAUCGUGACUUCGGAGACAAGACUUCUUUCGCUGUUCGAUACUUCAAUCAGUCGCACGAACAUCAGUCGUUGAAAGCAAACAUCGAACGCGAUGCAACCGAACAGCGUGAACAGAAGUGUGAGGAGUUGAUGAAGUUGAAGAGUGAUUACGAACAGCUCAUGAGACGCUACAACGACUCUGAGUGUGCAUUCAUGGAAAACGGUAUUCCUGUCGAUAACUCGAUAAAGAUACACAGCCCCAGCUGCUCUCGAUGUGCCUUCAAAACUCGAGCAGAAGCCCUGGAUAUCGACAUACACGAAUGGCCUCUUCCAAAGGAAGAACACACCGCGAAGGCAACAGUAUUCGAGUUGAAUAUACCAGAGGCUUUCAGUGAAUGGCGGGAUUGUUCAGCGUAUCUGAUCAUCAACGUGCUCGAGUUCCUGGACAAGAAGCCUAGAAAACCACAAAGCACAUACGCUCUCGAUCGGCACCAAGGGCUUUCUCAGACCCUCUCUUCUCACUACGAAGAACAACGCAUCAUUAUAGUGUCUGCGAUCAAGCCUCACACCGGUAAUUAUCGAGCGAAACAGAACGGACUCCUCAAUAUUACUGAUGCGGAUGUAUGUUUGGAUAGCGCGCUGGUAUACGACUAUUACGACAAACAACGCAACACCUUCAGCGUGCCUCUCAAACCUCCUGAAGAUUUUCCACAGAAGUGCAGAUAUUCUAUGCCCGAUCAUUCAAAGGCUCUCAAACGUUUCAUGUACAGGCCAUCCUCUGCUCCUGAUGGCGUCGCUCCGAACGAAGUGAUCUCUGGAGUUUCCGAUUGCCCGCCUCGCUUCUCUGUCGAUGAAUUCAAGGCUAUUGCAGCCAUGGGAUUGGGCCGACACAUCUUCUAUUCCAACCUGUUGUCGCAGCUUGCCAUGCCUACCGUGGACUUUGCCAAGGUAGAGACACACUGCAUGAUCCUGCAGACAGUCUAUCAGGUCGGCCCGCCAAACCGUAGCGUGGAACGCGGAGCUCACGAGAACUUCAAUGAUGAACUCUUCUGCAACGCAAUGCUAAAUCAGCUCCAGGAUAAUCUUGGACGUCUGACAAAGAACUGGGAGUCGUGGAGAUCUCUUUCAAUCUUCGUGAUCCUUGCUCGCCGUACACUCAGCUUAUCAUCAUCGACUGGAAUUCAUCAACGCGCCUUGGAAUACCUUGCAGAAGUGCGCCGUGUCUGCAUGGAAUGGUUUUACCAUCUACAUCAGAGAAUUGCUUCCUCCCUGGACGAUGAGCAGAGGUGUGAACUCAACUCGAGAGCGACAGAGAUUGCUCUCCUUUGCACUGACACGUUUGACGUUGAAGAAGUACACCUUGACGUUGUCCUACAACAAGAGUUUGCGAUCUCGAUGCUCCUUCAAUGCUCAAUUGCAGUGCAAGAGAAUCAACGAACAGUCAAGCCGGAAUCGGAGAGUCUCUACAACGCUACACUCCAGGACUGGAGACGUCUAAUGUAUCGUGUCUUUCCCAAGCUUCGCGAGAACAUACUUCGUGAUAAUACGGGGCUUGACCAAGCAGUCUUGGCUACGUGGGCCGCUUUCCAGAGAACACCGGGAACAUCAUGGGCUUCGCUCAAUCAAUCGCAAGGGCACUGGCUUUGUGUGACGUCUGGUCAACUUCCCGUGCAUUUGAAUUUGCUCACUGCGGAACUGCUAGUAAAUGGCUUACCUUUGACCCGGUUGCCCUCUGAGUACCUGUUACACGAGAUGUACACACCUCUCUUCCAAAAGUCAGCAUUGGAUGUAGUACCUAGUGACGAGCCAGGGAUGCAUUUCUCUGGGAAGUCAACCUUCCGUGGUCAGAAAAUACAUUUUGGAAUGAGAGGAAGUGAUUUGCUGGUGGUCGCGCUGGCCAAUGGUAGAAGGUUUGACCUUCUCCCACCGCGUUUGUUUGAGCAUCGACUGCCCCAUGCGUUCGUGUCAGACUUCAUUCAUUGGUACGACCACAAUAACAACGAAAUUCUAUUUCGACCGCGAGAGCACCCAUGGAUAUCCGACGAUAGCAAUACCGGAUGGUGCCUCAAACUCCGCGAUUCUUCAUGGCGUCUUGUGAAAGACAGCAAAGAACUGGUGGGAAUGACUAGCGAGACCGCACGUGUCAUCACGAGGAUACUCUCAGCAGUCGAAACCCCAAUGUAUAUUCACACAAUGCUUGACAACACUUCCGCCAGAACUCGGGUCCAGGUUCAGCUUCCACGACUUCGGCUUGAUUUCUACUUUACACCAGGUGAACGUCGACUGUAUUCCCGUCAAUAUCGCGGAAUGAUUGUCGACAAUGAUCAAAGAACCGAUACUUUGAUUGGGCUUUCUAGCAAACUUGUGUUGAAACACGAAGAUGAGAACCUUGCUCAUCAACGAAUGCUAUUAGUACCAGCACCGCGAGGCUUCGAGAAGGAGAAAGUCCAAUACGCGAAACUCUCCAGUCCGAAUCGCAUGUCCAUCGUGAUCAAUAAGGAUCACAUUGCUAAGGUACACGUAUAUUUACUUGACAGCAUCCUCGGACGGGUACAAGACAACGGUGACUUACAAAGCAAGCUACUCCUCAUUUACCUUCACGCAUUGACAUCUCACUGCCUGCCUGAUCCUUUGACUGGAUUUACUGGUACAGAAUCCGCUUUGACCAUUCUCAAGUCAGAAGCUGUGGGCUCCUUCCAGGAUCUCACAACCACAGAUACGGAGUGCAUGGUUCAGAUUGCUCGGCUAUCACCUGGAAGGUCCUUUCACCCCUCCCAGGAAAAGAAGAUGCAACAAAUUACAUGGGAUCUGAAUCUAUCGUCUCUUUCACAACACACUCAAUUCCACACGGUUGUGACUGUUUUAUUGGAUCAAGCCCGGAAAAUGAACAUUUUCAGCUUGAAUAGUUUUAUUGAGCCCAAAGGGUUGCCUUCCAUUAAACUGCAUCUCCAAGAGCGAGAAGCAAUUCGGUGUUCGUCAUUUCGGGUCUUUGGAUUCGGGGCAGAGAGCUUCACAACUACGGAGGAUUCAAAGUACAACGCGAGAGACAGCAGAAACGACCCAGAGAAAGCUGAACGCGCUUUUGUAGCUGCUACGAUGAUUUUUCGAGAUCAAGCCGCUCUUCACAGUGCCAUCCCCAACUUCAGGGAUGUCCUACUCCAGACACAUUUCGAUUUCACCACACAAAAAGACUUUACCACUAUUACAGGUGUGAGUGACCCUGUAGUGGAAGUAAGCCUGCAAUUUGAUCCUAUGUGGCUAGAUUGCUUGACUCCACUACUGAAAGAGUAUUGGUGCACUUUGCAUCAAUCUUUGGCAAAUUUGUCCCAGAAGUACAACAAGUUCGACAUCCUGGUUUGGCUUUCCACACUAGCCUAUGCGAAGUCAGCCGAUAUGGAUACUGUUCAGGCGCUUGGAGCGAUGUAUCGACUCCCAGAUUUAGCCACACCUCAAAUACCUUCUGCAUCUUCCUUCGACUUGUCUCACGGACACACCUUCAAUGUUCAGCAGAUUCAGCUUAUCGCUAAGCGUCAUGCUGUGCCAUUCAGGUCAUGCCCGGAGUACAGUAUUCCUAUGAUGGCGGAUGAAACGAACAGAAAGUAUGGCUACAGGAGACGGGGUGCAUACCAGAGAAGUCAAAACCAUGCCCUUCGAACUCUCCUCGAAUCUGUGUCGAAGCAGUGGCCUCAGAAAGUCCCAACUACACCCGCUUCCACAAUUAUCAACACGUAUUUCUACACGUCAGCUGCGAUGAGAGAGAUUGCCGAUAGGUUCAAAGCGUGGCAUGAUAAUCGACGCUUCCAUAAGUAUCUCCAGAGCGUUUCAAACAUAUUGGCUGGUCUAGGAACCCUGGAAAUUUCGGUCCCACAGACUGAUGGAAUGCCGUUGAUGGAGAAGCACACAAUGGAUGCUGAAGAUCGACAUGCCAGCAUGAGAACAGUUUUUGCCUCACCAGCACCUGAAAAAUCACAAGCACGUAAUUAUCUAUGUUCCUUGUUAACCAAUUCGACAGCGUUUGAACCGGAUGUGCCGACUAUUGAGCAGCUAUCUCAUCCUUCUACUCUUCACACCAAGCGUCGUCUCAUGCUGCUCUGUGAGAGUCUGGACACUUGCGCAAGGUCCAACUGCGAGAAAGACUAUGUCGAGAGUCUACGGGAUAGUUGUCGUUCUCUUGACUCGCUUUCAGGCGGAACUGAGGUACAGAGCAUAAUGAGUGGCGGCGAGACUGAGAAUUUGUUACGAGAAUAUCGGGAUGAAUGUGACGAGCACUAUCAAAACUUGAGUGACGCUCUCACUGACGCAGUGGAGAACUCUAGCGAAGGAAUCGCAUUCCGCAUUCAGCAGUGCCCACGCAUAUCCCCAACCUUCUGGCUCAGCUAUCUGCAUCGGGAGCGAUUCAACACACUGCCCGAGAUUUGGAAAAACGCCAUCGUUGAGUACGCCAUCGCUAUCACUCAUCUCCAUCGCGCCCAGCGUUUGAUGGCUCUUGGUCAUAAGCCGGUGGAGCUAGCUGAAGAGCUUCGUCAUGUGGGUCAUACCAAUUGGAACCCUAGAGAUUUCCCCGAGACAUUGCUGUUCGAAGCGGAAUCAUCCUCCAUGAUACGAGAGGUUCAGGAGGCGAUUGCCGGCAUGAUGAGAAAUCCCCCAGACGACGACAACACCCUUUAUCAGCUCAACAUGGGAGCAGGAAAAUCAUCAACAAUUGUUCCCAUAGUUGCGGCCGCUCUUGCGGACAAGCGGAGAGUCAUUGUCAAUAAGGCUCAAUCGAAACAGAUGUUACAGAUGUUGAUUUCUAGGCUAGGUGGUCUACUCUCACGACGCGUGUGGAGUAUGCCGUUCUCUCGCAAUCUCAAAUUACUUCCAACAGAUGCCAAGAAGAUUCGGGACAUGUACCAAGAGUGUAUGGAUACGCAAGGCAUUCUGUUGGUUCUUCCAGAGAACCUCCUUUCGUUCAAGCUCAUGGGCAUUGAAAGCCUUCUGGCAGAGAAGAAUGAAACAGCACAAUCGCUUCUCGAAACCCAGGAGUUCCUCGAAGAAGUUUCUCGGGACAUUGUUGACGAAAGCGACGAAGUCUUUAAUACCCGCAAUGAGCUUGUCUAUACCAUGGGUGCUCAGAGGCCAAUCGACUUUGCACCAGAACGUUGGUUGAUCAUACAGGGAAUUCUCGGCUAUAUUCCAAGGUUCGCAGAGAAAGUCCAAGAAAACUCGCCUCUAUCCAUUGAGAUACACUCCGAAGGUCGUGGCAAGUUCCCCAGGAUCCGGUUGUUGCGAAGUGACGCUGGAGAUCAGUUGUUUGAUCUACUCGCGAAGCACUUGGUCGAUCGUGGGAUGCUUGGUCUAGCUUCCAUAUCCAACCAAGCACCCGAACUACGAGACGCGGUGUUUCGCUACAUCACUCAGAUCGACCCGAGUAAGGAAGAUGUUGAAUUGGUCGAGAACAGCGGAAUCUGGACCAACUCAACAAAACUGCCACUACUUCACGUUCGUGGUUUGAUCGGAGGUGGGGUUCUUCGCUUCAUCCUUGAGCGGAAACGUUGGCGUGUAGACUUCGGACUUGAUUCAAGUCGAACACCAAGUACGAAGCUUGCAGUUCCCUUCAAAUCCAAAGACAGCCCUUCCCAGCGCUCUGAGUUCUCACACCCUGAUGUGGUUCUGCUUCUCACACAGCUGUCAUUCUAUUAUGGUGGACUAAGCAACGCGGAGAUGUUCGACAUUAUAACUCACCUCUUGAGAUCAGAUCAAUCGGUCAUGCAGUAUAAUGAAUGGGUCAAGACCGCAUCUUCAGAUUUGCCAAGGGCUUUUCGCAACUUAUCUGGAAUCAAUAUCAAAGACCGCAUGCAGUGUGUCGAGGAACUUUUCCCGUACUUGCGCUACUCCCGGGCCGCUAUUGACUAUUUUCUCAACCACCUGGUAUUCCCUAAGGAGAUGCGCGAGUAUCCAGAACGGAUAUCUGCGUCAGGUUGGGAUCUGGGUGCAAAGAAGGCAAAUCCCACUACAGGAUUUUCCGGAACAGCUGAUACCUCGCAUGUCUUGCCUCUUGAUGUUAAGCACCUGAAUCUACCGAGUCAGAGUCAUACCAACGCAUUGGUAUUACAGCAUUUGCUCCAGCCAGAGACAGAGAUCAAACUGCUUGCACAGCGCACGGCUUCUACCGACGCAGACCAUCUCCUCGAGGCCGUGAACACUGCAGGCUCUGAAAUCAGGGUGAUAUUGGAUGUCGGAGCCAACGUCCUAGAGUUUGACAAUACUCAGUUUGCCGAGAGAUGGCUCUCUAUGCGUAAGAAUGAUAGAACACAGGCAGUUGUGUUCUUCAAAGAGGAGGAAUCAUCCGUACUAGACGUUUCAGGACGUAUCGAGCCGUUACAGACAUCGCCAUUUGCAAAGCAGCUAGAUCUCUGCCUAGUCUACCUUGAUGAAGCGCACACUCGUGGGACAGACCUCAAACUCCCGCGGGACUUCAGGGCUGCGGUAACCUUAGGGGCGAACUUGACAAAAGAUCGCCUGGUGCAAGCAAGUAUGCGAUUGAGACAGCUAGGCAAAGGCCAGAGCGUGGUCUUUGUAGUUUCCCAAGAGAUCGAGACCAAGAUUCGUGAGCGGAUGCGCAAGUCUCUCGACGAUCCCAUCGACGUAAUCGACAUACUCUGCUGGAGUAUCGGCGAGACCUGGACCGACCUAUCCAGAUCCAUGCCCCUUUGGGCAACUCAAGGUCGCCGAUUUGAGAAUAACAAGCAUCUUUGGAACGGCACAGAAACUACGAGGGAGCAAGCGAGCACUCUCGUAGAAGACGAAUCUCAGGGUAUCGAACUCCGCUACAAGCCGCGAGCCCAAGAAAACGACAGCACAUCUCAAUUAGAGGGAUGGAACAUGUCCAAUGCAAACAUUGCGGAGAUUGUUCAGAGAUGUCGAAACUUUGAGGCAAGUAGCUCCAGCCUUGGCUCUUUCCAAGAAGAACAGGAACGGGAGCUUGCUCCACAGAAUCAAGAAGAACGACAACUCGAACCUCCCGUUUCACUCGCUGCUGACAAGCAUAAAUUACACGCGGACCUUGAAAAACUGGCACGUACUGGAGCUUUCAAACAAAGCUCCCGAGCAUUUGAGCCUGCUUUCCAAAUUCUUCGGAAUACUAGUGCGGCUAGUCUAUUCGAUCUGAAGCAGUUCCCCACCAAUUUGUUGGUCACGGCAGAUUUUGUACGCACCGUCAAAAUUCCUUCCGGAGUGAAGAAGGCGGACUUCAUCUCGGAUGGUUACCAGCGACCGAUUCAAUGGAUUUUGUCAGUUCCUGGCCCUGAGUCCAUCCGUAGCCUCAUGAUCAUCAGCCCAUACGAAGCCAACGAGCUGCUCCCGAUUAUUCGUCGCACUAAAAAGGUGACUCUGCAUCUUUACGCUCCACGCUCGAACAUUGCCUUCUCCUCUCUCGACAGUCUCGAUCUCUAUAAUGUCGGCCGCGACUUUACUCCAGAUUCUGUUUCACGUUCCCUCACAGUACAGCUGAACCUUUUCGCCGGCAAUCUCUAUCUUCGUUCAUUCGCGGAGUACAGAGAGCUUUGCGAUUGUUUGGGACUGCUAAAUGGUCCAUCAGAGGAAGGUCAGCAAGUUGCAGUCGAUGGAUUCAUUACUCCGCCCACCGGCUCAUGGGGCCUGAAAAAGUCACCGGUGCCAUUCCUUCGGGCGCUACUCAUGAAGAUCAGGAGGGAGGGUCAAGGGGUUGAGAGGACACACAUUGGUAAAAUACUAAGUGGAUUGAAGUUGGAAGAGAGCGACUUUGAGACUGAUGCUUAGGAGUUUUGGGUAGAGGGACAGGGGUUACAAAAGACAAGGGUUGGAUACAUGGGCGCACACUUGAAGGACAACCUUGUCCCGACGGCAUUUCUAUCUUGACUUUUGACGAUACGUAGGCGGAAAAAAUGGAAGAGAAUACAGUUUCAUAAAGGGGUGGUACAGAUGAGAAAAGUCUAUGAUACAACAGAUUAAGAUUAGUAGCGGAU
Messenger RNA from Dothidotthia symphoricarpi CBS 119687, 9614 nucleotides. RefSeq lists its product as uncharacterized. Bases 1 to 9408 code for a protein of 3135 amino acids. The transcript is spliced from 6 exons. NCBI's taxonomy places the organism in Eukaryota, Fungi, Ascomycota, Dothideomycetes, Pleosporales, Dothidotthiaceae. The record is from RefSeq and is a predicted model, not a curated record.